UGGUGUCACACCGUAACCGCUCGUGCUGAAGUGGAUUCAUCAGAGCCAGAGGAAGAGUCACGAUGAGCGCGCGGGUUCUGGUCGGAGUUAAGCGGGUCAUUGACUAUGCUGUCAAGAUCCGAGUCAAGCCGGACCGCACUGGAGUGGUUACAGACGGCGUCAAGCAUUCGAUGAACCCCUUCUGUGAGAUCGCGGUGGAGGAGGCCGUCAAACUCAAGGAGAAGAAGCUUGUUAAGGAGGUCGUGGCCGUCAGCUGUGGUCCUCAGCAGGUUCAGGAGACGAUCCGGACUGCUCUGGCCAUGGGUGCAGACCGUGGCAUACACGUGGAAGUGUCCGGAAAGGACUACGAGACACUCGGUCCCCUGCAGGUCUCCAAGAUUUUGGCUGCUCUCGCCAAGAAAGAGCAAGCCGAUCUGAUCAUUCUGGGUAAACAGGCCAUAGAUGAUGACUGCAAUCAAACUGGACAGAUGACAGCAGCGUUGCUGGACUGGCCGCAGGGAACCUUUGCAUCUGAGCUGACCUUUGAAGCAGACAAGCUGAAGGUGGUGAGGGAAAUUGAUGGUGGUUUGGAGACCAUUAUGAUCAAAUUGCCAGCCGUGGUGACCGCUGACCUCCGUCUCAACACUCCCAGAUACGCCACGCUGCCCAACAUCAUGAAAGCAAAGAAAAAGAAGAUCGCGAAUGUGAAGCCUGCCGAUCUGGGAGUGGAUGUGAGCUCACGGCUGGAGGUGCUGAAGGUGGAUGAACCUCCUCAGAGACAAGCUGGAGUCAAAGUGGAGACGGUCGAGGAUCUGGUGGGAAAACUGAAAGAGGCUGGAAGAAUAUAGAGGAAGCAGAUGCUGGAGGGCCAACACUGGAGGUCUUUCAUCACUGGUGAUGGAGCAAACUUUGAGGCCAGUAAAGUCUGGCGCCAUCACAAAUCCAGACCGGACCCAUGUCGAUCACAUAGCACCUGCUCCUCUGUGUCUGACUCUCUCUGUUCAGGUGGAUGCUGAGAGACACUGCUCCAUCAACAGCCACCCAUCCCCAUUCAUCCCCACCAGUUUUCUUUUCAGUGCAUUUCAAGACAAAGUACAUCAAUAUUGAAGGGAACUUUCUGAUGCACUAAUAAGCCAUUAAGUUUGUUUCAUUGACACUUUUCUGUGACUCCUGUCAUUUAUUGUGUAAUUAAUAAUCAGUGUAGUUAUGAGUAUAGUUUAGUUGUUGUUUAAAGUUUUAAACAAGACAGUUUCUCUCAGCAUAACAAGAGUAAAUCCUGUUACCACAAGCGCCUGAUUGUACAGUAUCAUUUGAUGACAAUAAAAAGUUAUUUUUCAUAUGCA
This is a messenger RNA of Carassius auratus (goldfish), 1322 nucleotides long. It is a transcript of the gene etfb, whose product is annotated as electron transfer flavoprotein subunit beta. The transcript is spliced from 7 exons. The record is from RefSeq and is a predicted model, not a curated record. NCBI's taxonomy places the organism in Eukaryota, Metazoa, Chordata, Actinopteri, Cypriniformes, Cyprinidae. Bases 63 to 827 code for a protein of 254 amino acids. Gene Ontology annotation, biological process: fatty acid beta-oxidation using acyl-CoA dehydrogenase; amino acid catabolic process. Gene Ontology annotation, cellular component: mitochondrion. Gene Ontology annotation, molecular function: electron transfer activity.